Plasmodium gallinaceum is the source of this 3240-nucleotide messenger RNA. RefSeq names its product conserved Plasmodium membrane protein, unknown function. The transcript is spliced from 3 exons. The record is from RefSeq and is a predicted model, not a curated record. The coding region runs from base 1 to 3240 and encodes 1079 amino acids. Lineage: Eukaryota; Apicomplexa; Aconoidasida; Haemosporida; Plasmodiidae.
AUGCUCAGAAGUAUAGGAAAGCUAUCUAUUAAAUCUUUUGAAGAAAAGAAAAAAGAUAAAAAUGAAAUUUUUAACAAGAGAAUACAAAAAGAAAUAAAAAAAUUAAAAGAGUCCAAAAUAAUAGAUGAUAUAAAUGUGUAUGUAACUUUAAUUGAAAAUGAUGAUGAAGAUAAUGAGAAUUUUAGUUCUGAUUUAAUUAAACAUAAAUAUUUAUGUUUAAAUGAAACCUUUAAUGAAUCAUAUUUUACAAAUGAAAAUUUUUUUUUAAAUAAUUUUAUUAGCCAUUUGAAAAAAUUAAAAAAAAAUAACACAAUAAUAUAUUCACAAAAUGAAGAAGAUCCAUGUAUUUACGAAGAAUUGAACAAGUAUUUUGAAUAUAAAAAUAUAAUAUGCCCUUUUUUUAAUAUAUUUGAAUUUUUAAAUUUUCAGAAUAUUUUUGAAAAUUUUUCAUCAUUUUUAAGUGAUAUAACUUAUUUCAUGAAAAUUUUUGAAAUUUUUAAAAAUGGAUUUAUAAAUGAACAAAAUAUCUUUAACAGUACAAACGAAAAUAUAGGAGAUAAUUAUGAAAUUAAAAAAAAUAAUGAGUUUUUUACUAAUAUAUUUUUUGAAAUUUUAUAUAAAGACUUUAUUAGUCACAUUUCAAAAAUUCAAAUGGAAUUAAUAGAUAAAAUAUUAUAUUCUGAUGAAUAUGAAAAUGAAUAUUUUUAUCAAAGCUUUUUAUUUUUUUAUAACAAAUAUUACAGCAUAAAAGAAAGUAUAGUCUAUUCGUUUUUUAUUUUUCAUGAUUAUCCUUUUAGUAAACCUUAUGUUAAUGUAGAUCAUUUUCCACUUUGUAUAUUAAAAAAAAAAAGUCAAGGAAAAAUUAUGGGAGAUAAAUAUAAUAAAAAGAAUAUUCUCAAAAUUUUAUUAAAUGCAAAAUGGAUACCAAAAAUUACAUUAGAAAAUUUAUUUGAAGAAUCAAAAAAUUUCGUGGAUAAACUUUUUUUUUAUUAUCAAUAUAAAUUAUAUCUUUUUUAUUAUUACUUAAGUAAACAUAAAAUAUUUUCACUGUUUUUUGAAAAUAAAUUUACAAUAUGUUUUAGUACUUACAAUAUUUUAUAUUCUUAUGUUUCUAAAGUAGAUAAUAAAUUAAUUACAAAUAAAAAAAGAAAAAAUUACUCUAAUUUGUUAUACUCAAUUAAUAAUUCAGAAUAUAUAAAUCAAGAUAUCAUUUUAUAUAAAUUUUUUUAUUCAUACAAAAAGUUAAGAAGUAAAAAUUAUGAAAUAAAUGAAGAAAAAUACUCUACGAGAAUUCAAAAAAAAAAAAAGUAUGAAUAUCUCAUAUAUUUAUUUUUUUUUAUUUUUGUUUUUUUUCUUCCAAUAUUAAUCAAAAGCAUAUAUAUAUAUCAAACAAAUGAAAUUAACAGUUACUUAAAAGAUGUGCAUAGUUUUAGUAACUAUAAUAAAAGUAAUAAUGAUAUUUCAAAUAAACAUCCUCUAUUCUUUACAUUUUUGCGCUUACUUAGAAAUAUAAAUUUAAAUAAAAAAGAAAAUGUUAUAAUUGAAAAGGAUUUGAAUAUAUCAAAAGAUGAACAACUCAACGCAAAUCUAGAGAAAAAUAAAUCUGAAAAUAAAGAGAAGCAAAAAAAAAAAACAAAUAAUAUAGAUAAUGAAGUUGAUAUUUUUGAUAUAAAUGAAGAAGAAAAGGAAGUAAUAGACAAAAAAAAAGAAAAAGUUAUUAAUUUAUUGAGUGAAAAUAAUGAUAGUAUAAAAAUGAGAAAUAAUAAUAUUACUAAAGAAAAUCUGAACCAUGAAAUUUAUAAAAAAAAAAUUUUUUUAAUAAUAUUUUUAUCUGUUUUCGAAUUUUUCUUUUUCUCAUUAGGUAUAAUAUAUAAUUUACAAUUAUUAAGAAAAAAAGUUGAACACAACAACUUCUUUAUAAAUAUUUGCUCAUCUUUGCUAAUAUUAUAUAACCCCAUCUUGUUUUCAAGUAAUAUAAAUUAUGUGAAUGUAAUAUCUAUUGGAUUGUUAUAUUGGAGUAUUAAUUUAAUUCUUUUAAAAAAAAUGUUUUUGUCUAUUGCACUUUAUUUUUUAUCUAUAUAUUUCAAUAUCACAAAUAUCAGUUUUUUCUUUCCGUUUUUAUUUAUUUUUGUAUAUAUUAAUAGUAGAUAUAUAAUAAAAAGGGGAAAUAAAAUUAAAAGUGAUUUCAAAAAUAAAUAUGAAGUAUUCAAAUGUAUUGUUAUUUACUUUCUAUUAUUUAUAAUUUUAAGUAAUAUAUUAAUAUUUAUCCUUUUUGAUGAGAGAGCAUCUUGGAUAAGUAAUUGGAAAAAUUGUUUCUAUUUUUUUAAUAAUUAUUUAAAUGACACUAAAAAUGAAUUUAUAGCCAACAUAUGGAAUCAGAUAAUGUUGACCAAUAAUAAUAUAAAAUUAUCUUUCUUUAAUUAUAUUCCUUUUUUUUUAGUUUUAAUUUUUAAUUAUUUUUUUUUUGUAAAUACAAUUAUUAAAUUUUAUAGUUCCUUAUUGUUCUCUUCUAUUUUAUUUCUACUAAUCUCACCUAACAUGAGUAAUUUCUUAUUAAUAUACAUAUCGAUACAGCUAUUAUUUUUUAUUAAUACAAUUGGCAAUUCAAGUAUAUUACUAAAUAUAGUUUUUUCUUCUUAUGUAGUUAUAACGAAUAAUAGUUUCAACUUUUAUAUUUAUAUUUUGACUUUAAUAUAUUUUAUUUUUCAUAUAUAUAUAAUGCGCCCAUCAAAUAGCUAUUCUAAGAAAAUAAAUUAUCAGAUUAAAAUAAUAAUAGAAUUGAUUAAAAAUAUUUUUCAUUUUAUCAAAACAAAUUUAGCACAUUUAUAUGAAGCAAAUAUAAAAAAUUUAGCAAUGUCUUUUGUUAUAAUAUUUUUUUCUGUUUCAUUUAAUACAUUAUCUAAUGAAAAAAAUAUUAAAAAUAUUAUUCAAAAAAAGGAAAUACAAAAAAAAAUUAUUUUUUGUUUAUAUUCACAUAUAAAUCCUGACUAUUUGGCUAUUCCAUUAUCAUAUUUUUCUUUUUUAUUAUUUUUAAUGCUUGGAUUUUUAAAGUUGUAUGGUUCGAAAUUUUACCUAAAAUUUGCCUUAUCUUUACUUAAAUUUCUUACUUUUCUAAGUUUAUCGUCAAUAUUACUCAUACUUCAUUUAAAGAGAAAAAAUUUUAGAAAGUUUGACUUCCUUAGCAUACCUGAUUCAUCUUAUAAGAGAACAUUUUCAAUACAGAGAUCAAAAAAAUUAUAA